AAAAUAAAAGACAAAAAAGCAAACUAAUUACAAUAUGAAUAAUAAAAUAAUGAAGAAAACAUUUUGAGGAUACUAAAAUUAACAGCUGGAAUAGACAGCAUUUUAUUGAACCAUAAAAAACUUGGUAAUAAAAUGAUUUUAAUGGUAUUUACUAUUUUUCACUGGAAUCAUAUCAGCCUCAGUACUGGUUGGUUAAGAUAAUUAGCGGUAUCGCCCAGCCCUGCUGUUCAUUACAGCCAUGUGUUUGCUCCCCCUCUCUUGGGGCGUGUCUAUAAAGUCCACUGCAGUGACGACCCGUCCCACACUCAGCAGAGGAGCUGCUGCACCCCGACUCUCUCAGGACGGUGGAGGAGUUGGGCCGGUGCUGUCCGCAGUGGGAUGCAGGCGGAGGCUGGUGGGAGGAUGGUAGAGAACUGGUGGUCUGAACAGCCCCUCUCUGCUCCCUGAAGAAUCACCGUGCGCUCCAGAUGAACCUCAUCGGAACCUUCCAGCACCCCCCGUUCCCCUUCCUGCCCCGCUGCCCUCAGGAUACCCCCUACUUCCCAGGCUGGGGGGUGAGUCCCGGGCCAGCACCCCCCGUCCCGGGACAAGAGGGUUCGGUCUGCACCCCGGGUCGCAGAAAGGAGCGGCGCAGGACAGAGAGCAUGAACUCUGCAUUCGCUCAGCUCCGCGGCUGCAUCCCCAACGUCCCGUCUGACACCAAACUGUCCAAAAUCAAGACCCUGCGUCUCGCCACCAGCUACAUCGCCUACCUCAUGGACGUGCUGGCCAAGGAGUCCGGCGGCACCGAGGCCUUCCGGGCCGAGAUUAAGAAGUACGACAGCAGGGAGCUGAAGAGAAAGCGGGACACGGCUGCAGGUCUGGAUCGGUCAGUGAAGCUGAAGAUCGGGUCCAGGUCCGGUUGGCCUCAGCAGGUCUGGGAGCUCGAGCUCGACCCGUGA
This is a messenger RNA of Astyanax mexicanus (Mexican tetra), 941 nucleotides long. Its product is annotated as heart- and neural crest derivatives-expressed protein 1. Gene Ontology annotation, biological process: heart development; regulation of transcription by RNA polymerase II. The transcript is spliced from 2 exons. The record is from RefSeq and is a predicted model, not a curated record. Bases 468 to 941 code for a protein of 157 amino acids. NCBI's taxonomy places the organism in Eukaryota, Metazoa, Chordata, Actinopteri, Characiformes, Acestrorhamphidae. Gene Ontology annotation, molecular function: protein dimerization activity; RNA polymerase II transcription regulatory region sequence-specific DNA binding; DNA-binding transcription factor activity, RNA polymerase II-specific.